Molecule: messenger RNA, 1841 nt
Organism: Cyprinus carpio (common carp)
Lineage: Eukaryota; Metazoa; Chordata; Actinopteri; Cypriniformes; Cyprinidae
Gene: dcaf17
Product: ddb1 and cul4 associated factor 17
Biological process (GO): protein ubiquitination
Cellular component (GO): Cul4-RING E3 ubiquitin ligase complex
Source: RefSeq, a predicted model, not a curated record
AUGUGCGCGCUCCCGUCUUCGUGUGCGCAGCGCCCCCCUGCGUGCACACGCACAAGUAAAAACAGCUGUGAUCUACUGACUUCAAGAGCCAGCGGAUCCUGCUCCAAUGACAUUGGCAGAUUACUGGGAGCUAAUCUCAAGAUCCUGAGAAACAUCAUUCUCCAAGAUGGUGCAGAAUUCACAAAGGUUUGGAGCAAGACUUCCAAGUCCCUCAUCGCUUAUGAAAGUGGACGGAUAUACUUUGAUAAUUACAGGUGUUGUUACAGCAGCCUUUUGCCUGAGCCAGAACAGCUGUAUGAGCUCCCUAAAGCCCCAAAAACAGAGAAGAUUGAAGAUGCAUUAUUAUGCCAGUGUCCUCUAGACAAAGUUCUACCAAACCCUUCAGACCAGAAAUCGUGUCUGCUGGUUCUGACAGCUCAUAACUGGUUAUAUCGGCUCUCAGCUGACACAGGAAAAACACUAGAGCGGAUCUACCUCUCUUCGCAUUUCAAAUUCAGAUCUUUAGGUUGGGACUCCUCACAGGAGACAUUAUAUGUGAAAUCCAUUCAGAGCAAACAGACAACUCUGGAACGACAGGCUGGUGUGAAUAAUAACAUCCUCAUGCAUGUGGCUGUAUUUCAAGUCUUUCCACUGGAGCUUGUAGGAAUGCUGGAGAUUAAUAAAAAAGUCUUUGGUAAGACUGCUGUGGACGUGCUGCUGUCACAGGGAGUGUUAGCUGUGUCACACAGCUCGAAACAUGUCAAACUUUACAGUUUUGAGUACAUUGUUAAUAAGUUUAGAAUUGAGGAGUUGGCUCUGGGACAGCAGUGUGAGAUGAAAGGAAUUGUGGGAGAAGCUCCAUAUGGCAUUCCGGUCAACAUUCACAUUCAUGAGUGUCCUCCCGUAUUGUUUGAGAUGUCAUACUUUGAGAACGGGGUUCAGAUCGGAGGUCAUCCCUGGCACUACAUCUACACCCCCAACCACAAGAGACACAGAGGAACCCAUCAUAUCUGCUCUAUCACAGACGGAGCACUGGCUAAGAAUGGCAUCCAGGACAUGAAGUGUGACUCUCUAGAAGCAGACUGGAUCUUUUUUCACCCAGAUGACUCGGGCCGAAUUGUUCAUGCCGGGCCCAGCACAAUAAAUGUUCUGAAGAUCAUGGCUGAAACAGGAUGUGACUGGAAGUAUGAGAUAGUCACAGCCUUCUCCAUCACCGCUGCUCGUGACGAUAGUGCCCCUCAGGUGAUUGUGACGUCUUCUGGCCGUGCAGUGAAAAGGAGAUUCCAGUUGUUAGACGAUGACCCAGCUCAGCAGACAUUCAGAAUGGUGAAGUACGAAGAUGAACUUGAUCUGCUGGCUGUGGUAGACAUCACUCAGACUGAAGACGAGGGACAGGCCCAUCUCCGUCUACAUGACAAUAAGACGGGGCUUUUAAUGAAGAGAGUUCCUCUAAAAGAGCCAUGGGAUGUGACCUACAGUCACGAGGUUUACUUUGAUAGAGACACAAUUAUUCACACUGUCCAGGAGAAAAAUAACUCAUUCUGCUGCCAUGUUUAUAAAAUGAAGAGACGACCUCCGGAUGAAAUGAGCACAUUUCAUAUUUCUGUAUGUGAGGAUUAAUAAUGAACUAUAGUGCAUUUCUCAAUAAAAAAAAUAAAACAUGUAAUUAAAUUUUUCUAUGUGGAUUUUUGACAACUUGUAAGCAAAAGACAUUUGUUUUUAAAUAUUUGAAUCUUUCACACUACAUUUGGACUGAAUAAUGGACAAACACAUUAAGACCUCGAUGGAAGUGAACUUGAAAUGCUUUUGGAUUUAGUUAUUUACUUGUAACUUUACUAAUAAAGACUAGUUUGUGACCAAUA